AUGAUAGCUCAAAAACAAUAAAGAUAAAUAGAUGACGAUGAUGAAGUUAAAAUGGAUGAAAUCUCAGUCUAAGUGAUCUCCAAUGAAAAAUGCAAUAAAGUAAAUUGUAAAAUUUAAUAUAGUUUAUUGCCUAUUACUAUCUAUCUGUAGGAUCUAAUUUUCCGUUAUUUGAAAAUAAUUAAUUUAAAAAUAUCAUUCUAUUAUGA
Messenger RNA from Paramecium pentaurelia, 206 nucleotides. NCBI's taxonomy places the organism in Eukaryota, Ciliophora, Oligohymenophorea, Peniculida, Parameciidae. The record is from the annotation of a GenBank genome assembly.